AUGGUGUUCAAAACGAAGGUUCAGAACGAACGACUUCCGAAUCAGUCAUUCUACUAUGAUAUCCUUUUUCGAGAAGCGAAUUCCCUCAAUCUCACUAGCCCAUCAAUUCACGAUGAGUCUAAGUUGGUAGUGAUUGUGUGCACGGCUCUUCGGAAUGCUCAAAUACGGGAUACGAUUCGCAGGACUUGGGCCAAUCCACAACUUUCGAAAGCCGUUAAUAGCAGGUUCAUUUCUGUUGUGUUCUUAGUUGGUACUGAGAAAGUGACCGACGUCGUCUGGAAGGAACUGAAGACGUUCAGCGACAUUCUGCAAGUGGACGUGCAGGAAUCGUACGCAAAUCUUGUCUACAAGCUGCUCGCAGGAUAUCGAUGGAUCCGAGACAAUCAUCCGAGCAAAUUUGUACUGAAAAUGGAUUCAGAUGUAGUGAUACUACUGGAUAGGGUAGAAUCGAUCAUCGGCGAUUCUAAGAGUAAGACUUUGAGAUGCUAUUCACACAAGAACGCUAUACCAAUUCGAAAAGCCUCCAAUCCUUGGUACAUUCCUGAGUCGGUCUAUCCUGAGAACUAUUUGCCUGCUUACUGCAGUGGUCCAGCAUAUCUCAUGACUCCCGCUGCUCUGACUGCUAUCCUUCAAGUCGCUCCUGAAGAAAAGGUGUUUGAAGUUGAAGACGCAUUCUUCACAGGUGUGCUAGCUAAUAAAGCAGGAGUAGAAGUAAAAUCACACCGCGGUUUUUGGUCUGCGGAGAAAUUAUCGCAACCGUGUAUAAAUAACCGUGGCACAGUGAUCUCUUAUCCCCUCCAUUCGGCUAGUCCCACAAGAUUGGCUGAAGGAUGGGACCACCUGAGAUAUCUACGAUGUCGAUGGCCAAUUGAGCAUCUGUUAUUAAAGAUUUUUUACAACGAUUAG
Necator americanus (New World hookworm) is the source of this 906-nucleotide messenger RNA. RefSeq lists its product as uncharacterized. Gene Ontology annotation, cellular component: Golgi membrane. NCBI's taxonomy places the organism in Eukaryota, Metazoa, Nematoda, Chromadorea, Rhabditida, Ancylostomatidae. The record is from RefSeq and is a predicted model, not a curated record. Bases 1 to 906 code for a protein of 301 amino acids. Gene Ontology annotation, molecular function: hexosyltransferase activity. The transcript is spliced from 8 exons.